AACCCGGUUUUCCAAGCCGCUUCCCGCAUGGACAGCUUAGGUAGCGUCUGCACCAUACAGGCAGCAAUCCGCUGGUUCGUGUUGGAGUUUAAUUUAUAGUGAUUGUCUGUACUAUACAUAUGUUGAUAGAGGAGAAAAAAAUAAAGCUGGAUCCGCCUGCCUGCCCAUUGGGCGGAAUCCUCCAGGCGCUUGACAUCGAGCGCGUAGCGUUGGCUGAAACCAUAGGCGUGGUUUUUGGAUAGAGAUGCUCCGUCUGCUCCCGCUGGGAUCCCCACCUGCCCUCACACCGCGUCUGUCACAGCGCCAGCUGGCGUUCUCCUCUGCUCCACACACACCACACCACACUUCUGAUUAGUUCUCAUCUGUGCCACAGAAGAUACACGCUCGUGUUUUUUUUUUUGUUUUUUGUUUUUUUGUUUUGUUUUGUUUUUUUGUUUUUUUCGUUGUGUAAUUGCAGAUCAGAGGGGGAAGACUCCGGGUUCGAUCACCCUCCACUCCCCGGAUCUGCGGCGAAGAAGGCGCGCAGCCCCGUCGGCGGAGACAACAGGAGCGGACAGCGCGUCGCUCGGCCUCCUGGCAGCAACAGCAGCAGCAGCAGCGAGGGAAGGAAGCACGGCAGAGACCCUGGUUCAUGUGUAGGGCUGCUCGACGCGCAAGUCGUGCCCGCAGCGGUUCCCAAGAAUGGAAAAUACAUGCAGAAUACCCAGGAGGUGGCUCUGGCUCGGUUUACUCGUGGUGGCUUCUGUUGUACCUUCAGUGGAGAGCAAGAGAGCCAGGCAGCAGCGCUGUCCCAUGUCAUGCACAUGCACCAAAGAUAACGCGUUGUGCGAAAGCGCAGUGUCGAUUCCUCGCAGCUUUCCCCCCGAUGUCACAUCUCUAUCAUUCGUCAAGUCGGAAUUCACCGAAAUCGCCAAGGAGAGCUUCAUCCACAUCCCUGCCCUCCAUCUCCUCCUGUUCACAGCAAACAACCUGGAAUCUAUAAACGAGGACGCUUUCCUUGGACUUCCUCAUCUGGAAUAUCUAUUCAUAGAAAACAACCAAAUCCAGUCGAUAUCGCCGUACGCUUUCCGAGGUCUGAAAACCCUGGUGCACCUGAGCCUGGCCUACAACAAUCUGGAGACUCUCCCCAAAGAUUUGUUCAAAGGUCUCGAGGCUUUGACAAAAGUAGACUUGCGUGGGAAUCAUUUCUUGUGUGACUGUAAGCUGAAGUGGUUAGUGGAGUGGAUAUACGGCACCAAUGCCACCGUGGACCAGAUUUUCUGCAAGGGCCCGGCCUCACAGCUGGACAAGAGAAUCAAUGACCUGUCGCCGCAGUCCUUUGACUGCAUCACCACAGAGUUUGCUCCAUACCAGUCCCUGAAAUUUGAAUCCAUAUCAGUGGAAGCGUUUUCUUUCCGGAACGACCAGUAUGUCGUCUUUGCCCAGCCAUUUAUCGGGAAGUGUGGCUUUCUUGAAUGGGAUCACGUCGAGAUGAACUUCAGAAACUUUGAUGAUAUUGACAGUACAUCCACAGUGAUCUGCAAACCUCUCGUCAUUGACAACCAGCUGUUCAUCAUCGUGGCUCAGCUGUUUGGAGGCUCCCACAUCUACAAGCGGGACACCUCUGCCAACAAAUUCAUCAAGCUUCAAGGCAUUGACGUCCUGAAAAUCCGCAAGCCAAAUGACGUUGAGACGUUCCGAAUCGAUGGAGAGUCCUUCUUCGUCAUAGCUGACAGCUCCAAGGCUGGCUCUACCACCAUCUACAAGUGGAACGGCAAUGGCUUCUACUCCCAUCAGUCCCUCCACCCGUGGUACCGCGACACUGACGUAGAGUACCUAGAGAUCUCCUCCAAACCUCACCUGAUCCUGUCCAGCAGCUCCCAGAGGCCUGUCAUCUACCAGUGGAACAAAGCCACCAAGCAUUUCGACAGACGAACCGACAUCCCGGAGAUGGAGGAUGUUUAUGCCGUCAAGCACUUUCAGGUCAAGUCUGAUCUCUACAUUUGCCUGACGCGCUUCAUUGGUGACUCCAAGGUGAUGCGCUGGGAUGGCGCCCUCUUCAAAGAAUUACAGACCAUGCCCUCCCGAGGCUCCAUGGUGUUCCAGCCUUUCACUGUGGGCAGCUGGCAGUAUGCCAUUCUGGGUAGCGACUACUCUUUUACCCAGGUGUACCGCUGGGAUGCCAAGAAGGGCGAGUUUGUUCGCUUCCAGGAGCUGAACAUUCAGGCGCCAAGGGCAUUUUAUCCAGUUUCCAUUGACAACCGUCAGUUUCUGUUGGCCUCCAGUUUCAAAGGGAAAACUCAGAUAUACGAGCAUUUAGUCAUUGAUCUGAGUAAUUGAUUGUUUUUUUUUAUUAUUAUUGAAUGGUUAGUUAUUUUUGUGAUCUUUUUUGUGUACAUACAGAAGUCUGUAAUAGGAGAUUGAGAGCUAAGCAACUCAGAAAUUUAUGGUCCUAACUUUAGAAAUUUAUAUUCACUCAUUUUUAAAAAUCAAUCACAAUUUCUGCAUGACAAGUUUAUAGAUAACAAAUACGUUUCUCAAGCCACAUAUCUGAUUGAGAGGCAUGUAUCCUAGGUUAGGUUUAGAUUCAAUAUUUUCUCAAAACAUAAAUGCAUAAAGGGCCAGAAGCUGGCCAUCAACCCAACCCAACAAAUCUAAAACUGGCCUUAAAAGGUUUACGCCAAUUUGUGAUCAAGCUUUUACAAUAUUUAACAGUUUAUACAGUUAUUCUCUAAUAUUACAUAAUGAUUUACAAAAGACAAAAUCUACUUUUUAAACUAUUAACAUGUUUUAACUGAACAAAUCUGCCGAAUCGCAAUGUUUACAUUUUUCUGUCUUUCCAUUUGUACACUGCAAAGAUUUGUAAAAGAUGCUUUUGUAAGUGUAGAGAUGGUCCAGGGCAGACAGGGUUGUAUUUGUUAAAAGACAAUAGGAUUGUGUUAUGCAAAAAAUUUUAAGAGAAAUAGAAACAUUUCCUAAGUGUUCGAUACCAUUUUACCAUAUUCCUAAAGUUUAGAUCCAAAAGUUUACUUUGAAUUUGUGGCAGAUAUCUCUGCAGUGUCUUCGAGUAUAGAGCUGACAAAAAACAUAAACUGUAGGGAAGGAUGGAUGGAUCAACUUGGAUGGAGAAACUAGAGAAUAGAUAGGUUUAGGGAUAAUUCAGUAGUAGGCAAAUGGUUAUGCAGGCAUAUUGAUAGAAGGAUUAAACUAAUGCACAGGUGAUGCCGUUUAUGGAUAAUGAAAAAUAGUGUAAAUAAUGUACCAAAAGAUGGAUGGACAGAAUGGAGUAUGGACAAAUGAGCAGAUGCACAAAAAGUGGAUUCAUGAAUGAUGAGCAAAAAAUGAUUGAAGUAUAGACAUAACGAGGAAUAUCUGGAUGAACAAACAGAUGAAUGGAUGAACAAUCAUAAGCAAAUGGACAGACUGAUGAAUGUACUAAUUGGAUGGACAGAGAAGCUGAAAGACAGAUGGACAUUGAACCAGUUAUACUGGGAAGAAUUUGGAUAAGACACAUCUUUCAAGGCUCAGCUUUGAUUUUCUGUUCCCUUCCAGACUGGGAACACACCUGAAUCUUAUUCCAGGCUGAGUAGAGACUCUGCAUACAGAUAUAUUGUGAGUCCACCUGUACAUCCUUGCAACUUCCGUUUUUAUUGUUAAUGGUUUGUAAAGUGUUUUAAAGUAUUGAGCAGUUUUUCAUAACUGGCAACUACAAACUAUUUUUGAGCUCCUUCAAAAGGUACUGAAAUGAAAAAGAGACUGUUCAUAUUCUUUAACUAUUACGUGCGCAAAAUUCAUCAUUUGUGUCAUGACUAAGAUUAACCUUAUGUUAUUUGGAGUCAAUAAAAGAGUUAAUGAAUCUGAGAGCUUCCCGCAUAUUAACUUCAGUGUUACAUUGUGAAUAGAGAGGGAAGAGGACGUCUGUGUCAACCUUUCAGAAUGUGUCGUGCAGUUGUGAAAAAAAUGAGAAAGUAAAUAAAUACAAACAAAUAAAAUUCUUUUAAUCUUCUCCAACAAAGUGCACGCCUCAAAUCUACAAAGCAGCACAUUACAAUGUAAUGAAAUAAAUACAACUGAAUAAAAAAAAAAAAAGUAAGGAGAUACACAAGUGCCUGCACAAUCACACAUUUGCAGUGAGUUUAAAUCUGGCUCUUUAGAAAGGCUCCACAGCCAAGCUUCACUCGUCCGGAUCCUCGUGCGUCGCCAAUCCUUUGGAUAGAGGCGUCCAACAUGUCGCGUCCUAAAGCAAACCAGUUUAAACCGUGCAUCUUCCUUGUAGACUACCAAACUAACAUGAAGGAAACAGGUGUGCACUCUCAUGUUCAUACACUUCACCCUGGAAUACUUGUGCAACUGCAGCAGGGCCCCUACUGCAAGGAGAAAAAUUAAAGUGAACAUGUUUUCAGCCUCAACUGAACUUACAACUCAAGUUUGUGUGGUGCAACUUAGUGUUUUUUUUUUUUGUUUGUUUUUUUCUCCAUAGGCAAACAUAACACAAAAAGGCAAGGGAACGUUGCAUCCCUUCAUUAUCCACAAAAUAAUUUAGUCCUCUUUAAAUAAAACUGAAAAACACUAUUUUCAAAUGGUGGUUCUUACAAAACAAGAAAAACAAACAAA
Gambusia affinis (western mosquitofish) is the source of this 4593-nucleotide messenger RNA. Its product is annotated as leucine-rich glioma-inactivated protein 1-like. The record is from RefSeq and is a predicted model, not a curated record. Gene Ontology annotation, molecular function: protein binding. Gene Ontology annotation, biological process: myelination. The coding region runs from base 682 to 2319 and encodes 545 amino acids. The transcript is spliced from 8 exons. NCBI's taxonomy places the organism in Eukaryota, Metazoa, Chordata, Actinopteri, Cyprinodontiformes, Poeciliidae.